Messenger RNA from Salvia splendens (bonfire salvia), 1795 nucleotides. Its product is annotated as probable arabinosyltransferase ARAD1. The record is from RefSeq and is a predicted model, not a curated record. NCBI's taxonomy places the organism in Eukaryota, Viridiplantae, Streptophyta, Magnoliopsida, Lamiales, Lamiaceae. The transcript has 4 exons. Bases 132 to 1427 code for a protein of 431 amino acids. Gene Ontology annotation, molecular function: glycosyltransferase activity.
UCCAAUCAUAUAAAUCACAGUUUCAAAAUUUACCAAAAUCUUGCUCAUUCAUUUCCUCUCCAUUGCGAAAAUCCCGAUACACACUUCUCACCUUCUUCCAAUUGCCAAAUUCCCUCUCUCUCUCAAGCUAAAUGCAAAAAUCUAUAAGCAGAACUCUCCUCGGCUUAUCAGUAUGCGUUCCUCUACUCAUCGGCGCACUGCUGCUCGGCGGAACCCUGGAUUACAAAUCGCAAUUCCUCAAUUUCAUCCCUCAGCUCAGUUAUGCCUCGCCGUGCGGAGCCGGAUCGCCGCCGCUCCGAGUCUUCAUGUACGAUCUGCCGCCGCGAUUCAAUGUCGGAUUGAUGGACCCUAACUUCUCCGACGCCGCUCCUGUCACCGCCCGGAACAUCCCCGCCUGGAGGUGGAACGACGGACUCCGGCGGCAGCACAGUGUGGAGUACUGGAUGAUGGCGUCGCUUCUCUACGACGGGGAUGGGGAAUCGGAGUCGACCACGGAGGCCGUUCGGGUUAUGGACCCCGAUUUGGCUGACGUCUUCUUCGUGCCGUUUUUCUCGUCUCUUAGCUUCAAUGUUCAUGUUCGGAAUAUGGCGGAGAUCGAUACUGUGGAUGAGAAAUUGCAGCUGGAGAUGGUAAAUAUAUUGAGAGAAUCAGAUUACUGGAAGAGGUCUGAUGGACGAGAUCAUGUGAUUCCCAUGCAUCAUCCAAAUGCUUUCAGACAUUAUCGUGAUCUGCUCAAUGCCUCGAUAUUCAUAGUUGCUGAUUUUGGGCGCAUAAUGAACAUUUCCACUCUGACAAAAGAUGUUGUUGCACCCUAUCCACACAUGGUAGAAUCAUAUAGUAGCGAAGACCAUCAAGAUCCAUACAAGUCUCGUGAGACACUUCUUUUCUUCCGCGGAAGGACCCAUAGAAAAGAUGAAGGAAUAAUUCGUGCACAACUUUACAAGGCACUGAAGGGAACAAAGGAUGUCAUUUAUGAGGAGGCUCAUGCAUCAGAAGAAGGCUUCAAAGCGUCUGCUGAUCAUAUGCGUUCAUCAAAGUUUUGUCUCCAUCCUGCGGGUGACACUCCAUCUUCAUGUCGUCUAUUUGAUGCUAUUGUCAGCCACUGCGUUCCCGUCAUUGUGAGUGACAGAAUUGAGCUACCUUACGAAAGUGAAAUAGACUACAAGGAGUUCUCCAUUUUCAUCUCAGUAGAUGAAGCGCUUAAACCCGGUUACUUGGUCAAUGAGCUCAGGAGCGUUUCACCAGAGAAAUGGACAAACAUGUGGUUGCGACUCAAAGAUAUUUCACACCACUUUGAAUUUCAGUAUCCUCCCAAGAACGAAGACGCGGUCAAUAUGAUUUGGAGACAGGUGAAGGCGAAAGUUCCCACGGUUAAGCUUGCAGUGCAUCGGAGUAGGAGGCUGAAAAUACCCGACUGGUGGAGAUAACACUGAGAAGCAUGUUCUUAUAUCUUUGUACAUUCAUAUUCAUUCUUUUUGGCACAGAAGUGCAAUAAGGUGUAACGGGUUUUCACGGCCAUCACUGGAAACGCUAAACAGGAAAUGCGCAGUCAAUCAUUUGCGCUGCGUACCCUGCUGGCGAAUGAGUUGUAUAGUUGCUGAGUUUCUAUGUUGCAGGAUGUGUUCGUGUAGCGAAGGUAUGCAGUGUUGUAUGUUAAUAUUGAGAAAGUAGGCCUUGAAUUUGGGCAGGGAGAAGAGAUGAUUUAACUGCAGAUUGUAAAGAUGUUGAUUUUCGUGUGACUUGUAAUUCGUACUCCGUCUCAUAAUAGAUGUCACAUUUUCUUUGUCCUAUAAAA